Messenger RNA from Harmonia axyridis, 1460 nucleotides. It is a transcript of the gene twf, whose product is annotated as twinfilin. Gene Ontology annotation, biological process: regulation of lamellipodium assembly; barbed-end actin filament capping; actin filament depolymerization. The transcript is spliced from 8 exons. Lineage: Eukaryota; Metazoa; Arthropoda; Insecta; Coleoptera; Coccinellidae. Gene Ontology annotation, cellular component: cytoplasm; myofibril; actin filament. The record is from RefSeq and is a predicted model, not a curated record. Gene Ontology annotation, molecular function: actin monomer binding; actin filament binding. The coding region runs from base 118 to 1146 and encodes 342 amino acids.
UUACAAUGAGAUUUGGAUCAGUUGUCAAAGUGACGUUUAAAAUUAGGUUGGGAAAUUGAAAUUGUUGAUGGGUGUAUUCGACGUAGUCGUAUACGGAAAUAUUUAUUAUUAAUAAUUAUGUCUCAUCAAACUGGAAUACAUGCAAAUGAAGAAUUAAAGAAAUAUUUCGCAAAAUCGAGAAAUGGAAAUGUUCGGGUCAUAAAAGUAUCAAUAAAGAAUGAAGAGUUAACUCUUGAUGGACACCACUCUGUAAAGAAUAAUUGGGAAAAUGACUAUGAUCAAUCAGUUUUACCCUUAAUUGAGGAUGACCAACCUUGCUAUAUUUUGUAUAGGCUUGAUUCGAAAGUUGAUAAAAACUAUGAAUGGCUAUUCAUAAGUUGGUCACCAGAUACUGCUCCCAUUAGACAAAAAAUGCUUUAUGCUUCCACAAAGGCCACUCUCAAACAAGAAUUUGGGUCUGCUCAAGUCAAAGAAGAUUUACAUGGUACUGUGAAGAGUGAAAUUACUUUGAAUGGUUAUAUCAAGUAUAAAAAGAAUGCUAUUGCUCCCGCACCUCUAACUUCAAGAGAAGAAGAAUUACAAGAAAUAAAAAAGUCUGAAGUUCACACAGAUUAUAAUGUUGAUAGUAAACAGCAGACUUUAGGAGGAGUGUCAUUUCCUAUAACAGCAUCUGCGAAAAGUGCUGUUGAAGACAUGCUAAAUGGGUUAUACGAUUAUUUACAGUUCAAAAUUGAUAUGGAGAAUGAAAAAAUAGAUAUUAGUUUCAUGGGAAAAGUAACAAUUGAAGAAUUACCAACAAAGGUUCCAACAGAUAGUGCACGUUACCAUUUGUUUAAUUUUAAGCAUAACCAUUUAGGGUCAUGCAUAGAAACUAUGGUAUUUAUUUAUUCUAUGCCAGGAUAUACUUGCCCAAUUCGAGAAAGAAUGUUGUACUCUAGUUGUAAAAAUCCCCUCAUUAAUACUAUAUGUAGUUUAGGCCUAAAUAUAGAGAAAAAGAUUGAAAUCGAUUCAGGUGCAGAACUCACGGCCUCCUAUUUAUAUGACGAAGUUCAUCCUACCAAAACUUCUAAUCUUCCAAAGUUUGCAAAACCAAAAGGACCACCCAAUCGAGGUCCCAAAAGGAUGACUAAACCGCAACAAAAAUGAACAAAUUUUUAUUAGUGUAGAACGACUGGUUGUUAAAAAAUCUAUGUCCAUAGAGUGAAUUUCCAUAUCGAAUUUACCUAGUAGAAAAAGAUAAUUGUCUGGUAUUCAAUCUUUUUUAUUUCCUAUGAUUCUGGUGCUAGCUCUUGAAUUAGGUCAAUAUGUGGUGUUUGAAGGCUUUUUAUAUGAAUGCUUUAAUUUAAAUUUUGUAAAAGAAUUAUUUUUAUACAAUACUGCUUUUUCAAAAAAUUGCUCAACUCAGAUUUUAUCAGUAUUCAUUCUGUAUUUUUUGCAAAUAAAUUUGUUUAUACUUCGAA